This is a messenger RNA of Camelina sativa (false flax), 1320 nucleotides long. Lineage: Eukaryota; Viridiplantae; Streptophyta; Magnoliopsida; Brassicales; Brassicaceae. The record is from RefSeq and is a predicted model, not a curated record.
AUGGUUAUCAAACAAUUGUGCCCAGAGGAAGCACUGGUAAAAGUCUUGGCUCGAGUGUCACUGAGGAACAUCGCCAGAUUCAGAUCAGUGUGCAAAGAAUGGAAAUGUUUAAUCGAUUCAGACUUCUUCCGAGAUCUCUACGAAUCACUGAAAUCUUCCUCCACCUCCGUGUCGUGGUCGAUUAUGAACACAAGGGACAAAAGAGUGUCUCUUGAAAUCGUGGGACACCACGGAUGUGAGAGAUGGGGACUUACCAAUUCCCUAGGCUCUUACAUGCAUCACAUUCCCGAGACCACAGUGAGAAAAAGUUCUGUGUUGAGCUGUACGGAUGGUAUUGUAUUGCUUUACACUGAGACAGUCGAAGGAGAACUAAUGUAUCAUGUCGGGAACCCCUUGUUGCGACAAUGGGCGCGGAUCCCUCUUCCUUCACAUCUCUCUGCUUUCGAUGUCGUGAGGUUACAAGAAAAUCGACAUUUCAGCGACAAUGGGUUGGUCACAAAGAUGGAAAAGGGUGUUGUCGUGGGUUACAAGGUUGUCUGGGUGUUAGCAUCAACUCCAUUAUCUCGGGAACUCACUUUCAUGAUAUAUUCCUCUCAAACAGGAUUGUGGAAAAACAAAAGGGCUCGCUGUGUCCGUUCCUUGUUCUGGUCUAGACUAGGAUAUUAUGUUCCUUUGAACGGGGUUCUCCACUGGCUUGCUGCGUACGGUUGCUCCUAUGACGCAAAUUAUGUUGCAUCCUAUGAUUUCUAUAAUGGAUGUGAUGAUGAUCUUGACUACUUUAAUAUUAUACCUUUUCCUGGUAUUGAGCGAUUUGAACGGAACCAGCGUUUCAAGAGAACUAUCACAACGUCUGCGGGAUUUGUGGUGUACUGCAACGUUUUCAAUGAUAAUGGAGGCCGUACAAUCAGGGUUUGGAGGCUAGUCUCUACGAAUGAUCAUCCUAAGUCAUGGAAACUCUCGUGGAAACUCAACACCAACUCGUCCUUGCACAGGUUUGGUGCUGAUUAUUUCCCUGUGGUAAUGCAUCCUUUGAACUCCGACAUCAUAUACCUGUGGAGUAGGAACAAGAACGGUUUGGUCUUGUUAAACUUGAGGACACACAAGUUUAGUCUUCACAAGGAGGAGGCAUCAUCAGAAGAUGAUGAGGAGGGGAACACGUCUAUGGAUGGUUGCAUCAUGAGCUUUAGCGGUUGCAAGGAGUAUAUGGACUUGAUCCAUCCAAUCUUCUUUAAUAAUUUAUUAGGUGGUUUUCACAACCUCUACUUUUCACAGUACGUUCUACCACGUUGGCUGAAUCCGCUCCCUCAGCUUUCUUCUUGA